This is a messenger RNA of Suricata suricatta (meerkat), 5493 nucleotides long. It is a transcript of the gene SNED1, whose product is annotated as sushi, nidogen and EGF like domains 1. The record is from RefSeq and is a predicted model, not a curated record. Gene Ontology annotation, cellular component: protein-containing complex; plasma membrane. Gene Ontology annotation, molecular function: protein binding; calcium ion binding. Bases 1 to 4140 code for a protein of 1379 amino acids. The transcript is spliced from 33 exons. NCBI's taxonomy places the organism in Eukaryota, Metazoa, Chordata, Mammalia, Carnivora, Herpestidae. Gene Ontology annotation, biological process: cell-matrix adhesion; heterophilic cell-cell adhesion; establishment or maintenance of epithelial cell apical/basal polarity.
AUGCUGAGCGCCCCAGCUGCCCCAGGCCAGGGCCCCCAGUGGGAGCUCCCUGACCCCACAGCAGCCGCCCAGGCCCAGGCAGUCUCCCAAGUGAACAAUAACGGAGCCGUCUCCUUCCUGAAGGAGGUCUCUCAGUUCACCCCCGCGGCCUUCCCCAUCGCCAAGGACCGCUGUGUGGUGGCAGCCUUCUGGGCAGACGUGGACAAUCGGCGCGCGGGUGAAGUGUACUACAGGGAGGCGGCCGACCCGGCCACGCUGCGCAGGGCCACCGCGGACAUCGUGCGCUACUUCCCGGAGCUCCAGGGCUUCUCCGCCACCUGGGUCUUCAUAGCCACCUGGCACCGCGUGACCUUCUUUGGAGGCAGCGCCUCCUCCCCCGUCAACACAUUCCAGACUGUGCUCAUCACUGACGGCAAGUUCUCCUUCACCAUCUUCAACUAUGAGUCCAUCACGUGGACCACCGGCACGCACGCCAGCAGCGGGGGGGACGCCGCCGGCCUGGGGGGCAUCGCAGCCCAGGCUGGCUUCAAUGCGGGUGACGGGCGGCGCUACUUCAGCAUUCCUGGCUCGCGCACAGCGGACAUGGCCGAGGUGGAGACCACCACCAACGUGGGCGUGCCCGGGCGCUGGGUGUUCAGAAUCGAUGAUGCCCAGGUGCGCGUGGGGGGCUGCAGCCAUACAACCUCCGUGUGCCUGGCCCUGCGCCCCUGCCUCAACGGCGGCAAGUGCAUCGACGACUGCGUCCCGGGCAACCCCUCCUACAGCUGCUCCUGCCCCUCAGGCUUCACGGGGCGGCAGUGCCACCUGGACGUGAACGAAUGUGCCUCCAGCCCAUGCCAGAACGGUGGCACCUGCACGCACGGCAUCAACAGCUUCAGCUGCCAGUGCCCGGACGGCUUCGGGGGGCCCACCUGUGAGACAGCACUGUCUCCAUGUGCCAGCAGAGCCUGUGAGAACGGCGGCCGGUGCCAGGUGCAGAGCGGCGCGGUGGUGUGCCUGUGCCAGGCCGGCUACACGGGCAUGGCCUGCGAGACGGAUGUGGACGAAUGUGCCUCCGAUCCGUGCCUGAACGGAGGCUCGUGUGUGGACCUCCCGGGGACUUUCACGUGCCUGUGCUCAGAGCCGUUCUCGGGGCCUCGCUGCGAGACAGGAAGCCACCCCGUGCCCGACCCCUGCCUCUCAGCCCCCUGCCAGAACGGGGGCACCUGCGUGGAUGCCGAGGAGGGCUAUGUGUGCGAGUGCCCGCAGGGCUUCACGGGCCUGGACUGCAGGGAGAGAACCCCUGAGCACUGUGGGUGCCGCAAUGGUGGCAGAUGCCUGGGGACCAACACCACCCUCUGCCAGUGCCCCCCAGGAUUCUUUGGGCUCCUCUGUGAAUUCGAAGUCACGGCCACGCCCUGCAACAUGAACACUCAGUGCCCGGACGGGGGCUACUGCAUGGAGUACGGCGGGAGCUACCUCUGCGUCUGCCACACCGACCACAACGUCAGCCACCCACUGCCGUCACCUUGUGACUCAGACCCCUGCUUCAACGGAGGCUCCUGUGACGCCCAUGAGGACUCCUACACUUGCGAGUGCCCCCGAGGGUUCCAUGGCAGGCACUGUGAGAAAGCCCGGCCACACCUGUGCAGCUCGGGGCCCUGCCGGAACGGGGGCACGUGCAAGGAGGCGGGCAGCGAGUACCACUGCAGCUGUCCCUACCGCUUCGCCGGGAGGCACUGCGAGAUCGGGAAGCCGGACUCCUGUGCCUCCGGCCCCUGUCACAACGGCGGCACCUGCUUUCACUACAUUGGCAAAUACAAGUGUGACUGUCCCCCAGGCUUCUCCGGACGGCACUGCGAGAUAGCCCCCUCCCCCUGCUUCCGGAGCCCCUGCAUGAAUGGGGGUACCUGUGAGGACCUGGGCACAGACUUCUCCUGCCGCUGCCAAGCAGGGUACAUGGGACGCCGGUGCCAGGCGGAGGUGGACUGCGGCCCCCCGGCGGCGGUGGAGCAUGCCACACUGCACUUCAACGGCACCCGGCUGGGCUCGGUGGCCCUGUACAAGUGUGACCAUGGCUACAGCCUGAGCUCCCCCAACCACGUCCGAGUCUGCCAGCCCCAGGGCGUCUGGAGCGAACCUCCACUGUGCAACGAGAUGGGGGACUGCAGAGAUGGGGGCUGCAGAGAUGGCGGCACUCUGCUGGGGGCUCCUGCCAGGCACCUGUGCACCCCCAGCGCAGGGUAUAAAGGGGCCCACUGUGAGCUGAGGAAGCCCACAGAUGAGUGCCAAAUGCAGCCCUGCAGAAACGGAGGCUCCUGCACGGACCUCCCGGGGGCCUUUGUCUGCCAGUGUCCUGCAGGCUUCACCGGAGCCCACUGCCAGACAGAGGUGGACGCCUGUGACCCCAGCCCCUGCCAGCACGGAGGCCGCUGUGAGGACGGUGGCGGGGCCUACCUGUGCGUCUGCCCGGAGGGCUUCUUCGGCUACCACUGCGAGACAGUGAGUGACCCCUGCUUCUCCAGCCCCUGUGGGGGCCGCGGCUACUGCCUCGCCACCAACGGGUCCCACAGCUGCACCUGCAAAGUGGGCUACACGGGCAAGGACUGCGCCAAAGAGCUCUUCCCACCAACGGCCCUCAAGGUGGAGCGAGUGGAGGAGAGCGGGGUCUCCAUCUCCUGGCGUCCACCUGAAGGCCAGGCCGCCAGGCAGGUGCUUGACGGCUACGCAGUCACCUACGCCUCCUCGGACGGGGCCUCCCGCCGCACGGACUUCGUGGACCGGGGCCACUCCUCGCACCAGCUCCGGGCCCUGGCGGCCGGCAGAGCCUACAACAUCUCCGUGUUCUCCGUCAAGCGCAACGCCAACAACAAGAACGACAUCAGCAGGCCGGUGCUGCUGCUCACCCGCACACGACCCCGCCCCGUGGAGGGCCUUGAGGUCACCAACGUGACUGCCAGCACCAUCUCAGUGCAGUGGGCCCUGCACAGGAUCCGCCACGCCACUGUCAGCGGCGUUCGUGUGUCCAUCCGGCAUCCCGAGGCCCAGGAAGACCAGUCCACCGAUAUGGACAAGAGUGUGGACAAGUUCACAUUCAGGGCCCUGCUGCCAGGAAGGAGAUACACCAUCCAGGUGACUGCCCUCAGUGGGCUCGGAGGACAGGAGCCUCCCACCGAGAGCCUGGCCUCGGCCCCGCUGCACGUGUGGACACGGCCCCUGCCACCAGCAAACCUGACUGCCGCCAGAGUCACAGCCACCUCUGCCCAUGUGGUCUGGGACACCCCCACUCCAAGUACCUUGCUGGAGGCAUAUGUCAUCAAUGUGACCACCAGCCAGAGCACCAAAAGCCGCUAUGUCCCCAACGGGAGGCUGACAUCCUACACGGUGCGGGACCUGCUGCCGGGCCGGCGGUACCACCUCUCGGUGACAGCCGUGCAGAGCACCGAGGGCGACCAAGUGCACAGCGAGCCUGCUCACCUCUACAUCAUCACCUCCACGAGGGACGGCACUGACAGACGCUGGCACAGGGAGGGACUCCAUCCCCGGGUGCUCAGAAACAGACCGCCCCCUGUGCGCCUGCCAGAGCUGCACCUGCUCAGCGACCGUGACGCCCCCGAAGCUCAGACCCUGACCCCCAGGUUCUCAGAGCUUGUGGAUGGCAGAGGGCGAGUGAGUGCCAAGUUUGGAGGCUCACCUGGCAAAUCGGUCACUGUGAGAUCACAACCCACGGCGGCAGUGCAGCCAGAGAGCACGGCGGAGGCCCCCGAGCAGGCGCCCAAGCAGGUCAGCCCGGCCCCCCAGCUCCCUGAACGCAGCGGCAACAAGGACAUGGAAAGCACCCCUGGGAACUGCUCGGAAAACCCGUGUCAGAAUGGAGGCACCUGUGUGCCGGGUGUGGACGCCCACAGCUGUGACUGCAGCCCGGGGUUCAAAGGCAGACGCUGUGAGCUGGCCUGCACGAAGGUGCCGCAGCCCUGCACUCGGCUCUUCUCCGAGACCAAGGCCGUGCCGGUCUGGGAAGGAGGCACCUGCCACCACGUGUACAAGAGAGUCUACAAGGUGCACCAGGACGUCUGCUUCAAAGAGAGCUGCGAAAGCACGAGCGCCAAGAAGACCGCAAACAGGAAACAAAGUAACAGUCCAACACUGAAGAAAUCUUAGGCACAGGAUUCAGGACGCCCUUGUUACACUCCCUCCGCCUCGUGUGCUUCCCACGCCCAGGAAGAUGGGGCUACAAUCAGACUUAAACAGGCGCCUGGGACACGAGUCCUGCCUGGCACCCGUCCCCUCUGCGACUUCCCUCCCCCCACCCCUACGAGACAGCCAGCCAGGCCGGGCAGGCCACACCAGGGACACCCUCAGAGCCGAAUCCCCUCCAGGCCCCACAACACUUCUGGCAUCCCAGGCCGUAAGCCCAGCUGCCGUUUCCUAUGGGCACAGCCUGGGCAUCGGCCUGGGUGAGCGAGGCGGCCAGCCAGGAAGGCUCCUGUGACAUCCGGAAACCAGUUCUGAGACCCCAAGGUCCGAGGCGGGGGGCGGGGGGGGGCAGCUGUCCCUGGAGACCUCACAGUCACCCAGAGGACGGCCGCUCUCGAGCCCCCCCCACCCCCACAGGGAAGGGGCCUCGAUGAGGGAUACCAGGCGGGGAGUCAGGAACUAGGCGCCCGCAGGGCCCUCAUUCGCACGUCAAGUCCCCUGGUCUGCCGCAAGUGCGACCCGCCACCCAGAGCAGCAGAUUGGAAAGAGAAAGUGCUAAUUGACAUGGAGAUGGGGUUUACACAUUUCCAGCCUCCAACUCGUUCUCCAACAGUGACUGGUUUUGGCUUCGUGGACCAGACGGUCUCCGCAGCAACGACUCAGCCCCACGUUCACAGCAGCGCAGCCACAGACGUGUGACCAGAAACUGUGGCCGCGCCCCAGUAAGACCUCUCCCGCCCGCGUGGCUAAGUCCCACUCUAUCAGGUCACCCAGGCCUCGGCCUCAUGCAGAGAAAGCCAUGCCCCGGAUGACAAGUCACGACUCAGCAGCAAAGACCCCUCCGGAGCCCCCGCUCAGAAGGAAGCUGUGCUGGCAGGCGCCCAGCAGGGGCUCCCUCCUCCUCCUGGGGCGGGUGGGGCGGGUGAGACCAGGACAGGGACAGGGACGGACAAACGGGGCAGGCCAGACCCGACAGCACCGGAGACGCGGGCCGACCCCACAACACUGCUGCGGGCCACGGCUGUUCACACCUGAGGCAAACUGGAGGCGCGCCGCCUCGCCACAUGUGCCUUCCAGCGUCUUCUACCGUCUUCUCCCUGCGGAGGCCAAGAGCAAGCAAGCCAACCAACCUCGAGUCACAGGCAGCAUUUUAAGAGUCGGCCUGACCUGAACUCAAGCCCCCGGACGUCUCCCAUGGACGCUGCCCCACGCCAGCCACAGAGGGGACUCCUUCCCGUCACCUUUUCUAGAAACAUUUUUUUGAAGAGUCAGAGUAUAUUUUAGGCUUUUUGUUUUUAUUAAAAUUUUGUGUGCAUA